Salarias fasciatus (jewelled blenny) is the source of this 2205-nucleotide messenger RNA. Its product is annotated as protein shisa-7-like. The record is from RefSeq and is a predicted model, not a curated record. Gene Ontology annotation, cellular component: AMPA glutamate receptor complex; dendritic spine membrane; postsynaptic density. Gene Ontology annotation, biological process: regulation of short-term neuronal synaptic plasticity; regulation of AMPA receptor activity. NCBI's taxonomy places the organism in Eukaryota, Metazoa, Chordata, Actinopteri, Blenniiformes, Blenniidae.
GCUGCUUUGGGAACUCCUUUUUUAUAUAUACAUCUUGAGAACUCUGUGAUAACACUAUGGCACGUUGGAUUUCAGCGGGGAUGCUUUCUUUGUCCCUGGUUCUCUUGCUUUUCUCCUGCCUGGCGGUUUCCACUGUAACCAUCACCACAGAGCGGCGUGCCGUGGACGGCGACGUCAGGACUCUGAGCAGUGGCAGAGGCUCUGCUGCAGCCGGUAAAGCCAGCGCCACUCUGCUCCUCCUGACUGGCUACAAGUCGGCGCCGGUGCCUGCUGGGCCCAAAGUGGCGCCGAAAGCAGCCGAGGUAGAAGAUGGAGACGAUCACCCGGAAAUGGCCGAACUGCCCCCGAAGCCCCUUCCCCAGACCAUGUUGCCAAGAAACAUGACGGCCGACGCCCUGAAGCCCCCGCUCGGCGCCGCCCAGGUGGCUCCGCCCCCCCGGCAGCUGGUGGACGUGGACGUGUGCAGGGGUUACUUUGACGUGAUGGGUCACUUCGACAGCACGUUCAACUGCUCCCAGGGCAGCUACAUCUACUGCUGCGGCACCUGCCACUACCGGUUCUGCUGCGAGCACCAGAGGAACCGACUGGACCAGGACGCCUGCAACAACUACAACUCCCUGUGGGCCGACCCCCAGGUGCCCGUGACCGUGCCCGCCGGCAAGAAGCACGUCCCCGAUUUCGAGACACUGGAGCAGCAGAACAACAGCACGGCUUACGUGAUCGGAGGGGUGAUCUCCUUCACGCUGGUGGUGGCGGUGGGCGUCAGGAUCGCCUUCAGCAAGGUGGCGCGUCGACCCCGCAACAGAGACAUCAACAUGCCCAGGUCUCUGGUGGAUAUCUUGCGCCACCAGUCGAGCCCCGUGCAGCAGGGCGAGAGGAACAACACCACGGUGCUGACCACCACCACCUCGGACGGACGCACAUCUAAAAACCUCUACACCCCCAUCCUGCAGAGCAAAGACAACCGCACUGGGAACUUGCACCACCAUUUUAACCAGCAGGGGUCUGCUUCCAGCCAACACUCUGCUACCAUCGAGCGUGGACCCCGCAUGAACAACACCCCGCAGCUCUCCUCCGGUCCCAAACUGAUUUCCAGCAGCAGCAAAGGUCCUGGAGGGGUCGGCGUGGGAGGCGGCGGCAUCAUGGGAGGGGGCAUGAGACACAACAGCAGCCACCCGUCGUUCUCGCACUCCUUCCACAACCUGGCCCAGCUGCCGCCGUCCUACGAGGCCGCCAUGAAGCCCGAGAUCAGCCGCUACAGCUCCCUGAAGAGGCUGGAGAAAGAGCUUGACGAGUACAACUACCACUCCUCCAAACGCCGCUCCAACAACGCCCCGCCCUCCUUCCACUCGUCGCAGCACCACCUGCCCUGGGGAGGGGACUACACGCUGGGGUCCAGGGGCACGCUGCCCCUCCACGGCUCCCGCCCCCACCUCCACAUCCCGGCCUCCACUCCCAACCCGUACCCGCUGCCCGCCCAGUCGCAGUACACCAACUCCAGCUUCGACCGGCCGCCGCGCCGCGUCCGCUCCCAGGACCAGCUGCUGGCGCUGGGCGAGGGCAACACGCUGUCCCGCCUGUCCAAGAACCAGCAACACCAGUACUACAAAGCCAUGAUGAGCACCAGCAGGAGCUCCACGUCGCAGACGCUCCGCAGGUCACACGAGCGGCUCCUGGUCUCCCCGGACCGCCUGGAGGACCGGCUGCUGGCCAUGGGCCUGGUGAUCGGAGGAGGAGGAGACAGAGGAGUGGACAGAGGAGGCAGCGGCAUGGUUCCCACCAUGGGCCGCCUCAGCCACCAGAAGGCCCAGUCGCAGCAGAACAUCUGCGUCACGCCGUCCAUGGACCGCCACCACAUGAUCAAGAUGAACUCCCACCCCACGUCCGGCCACGAGCACGACCGCGGCCCCAUGCCCGGGAUGAGCAUGCACGGCGGCUGGGACCCCCACGGCGGCGGCGGAGGAGGGGGGACGGGCGGAGGACACCCCAACGCCCGGCGCAUGGCGUUCGCCAGCAAGAGGCAGAACACCAUCGAACAGCUGCACUUCCUCCCCGGAGGAGGGCAGGGACUGCGGACUGGGAGCAAGAACGAGGUGACCGUGUGAGCGAGGAAGAGCAAGAGGAAGAGGAAGAGGUGAAGUUGUACAGAAGCCGACGGCUUGAGAGGGAGGCGGCGAGGUGUUUGCGGGACGAUGGAGCGGAAGA